AUGGCUAACGGAGGGAUCAGGGCCGAUUCUAGUUUUUCUUCUCGUUCGCUACCCGAAAGGUCUGUGGAGGCCAGCUCGGAGGAGACCUCCGGCAGAUCGGAGUCUUCGUCCUCUAGUUCUUCUUCCAUCAGGGUUCCCUCGGUCGUAGUGCGGGGAACGGCUCAGACCUGGGAGGUGGUCCCGCCUUCUCGCAAAGCGGUAAAGGGAAAACGACCUGGGGCGUCGAUAGGUGGAGCCAUGGUUAGUUCGACCCCUCUGAUCCGUAUUCCGAAUCCUCAAACUCUGGAGACUAAGAGAAAAGGGGAGAGGCUGGACUUGCCGCCGAGCAAGAAAUCCCGGACUCCGCAUCUUGCUGAGGCGAUUCCUCCCGUUCGUCACGGUAUGGGCAAAGACAAGUGCAUUAUACCAGUCAUGGAAUCAUCAUAA
This is a messenger RNA of Microthlaspi erraticum, 426 nucleotides long. The record is from the annotation of a GenBank genome assembly. NCBI's taxonomy places the organism in Eukaryota, Viridiplantae, Streptophyta, Magnoliopsida, Brassicales, Brassicaceae.